AUGUCCAAACUUUUGACUGGCUAUGUGAAUAUAUUUAAGGUGUGGGUGAAGCCGGGAUCAGAGCAGUCAUUCCUGUACGGAAACCACAUCAUGAAGUCCGGCCUGGGGAGAAUCACAGAAAACACAGCGCAGUACCAAGGAGUGGUGGUGUAUUCAAUGGCAGAUGUACCGCUGGGCUUUGGAGUGGCAGCGAAGACCACACAGGAGUGUCGGAAGGUGGACCCCAUGUCCAUUGUGGUUUUCCAUCAGGCUGAUAUCGGCGAGUACAUCAGAAGUGAAGACACUCUCACAUAAGAGGAUAUAAUAUCUCCUGUGCUCAUGGACAGUUCAUCACAUUCUGGUGAUGGGAUGUUCCCAACUUUAAAUUCAAAGCAUUGCAUUCUUUUGGACUGUUUUCAGUGUUUAAACAAUAUUUGUUAUAUGUGACUUUUCAUUGACUAUU
This is a messenger RNA of Sinocyclocheilus grahami, 442 nucleotides long. It is a transcript of the gene nip7, whose product is annotated as NIP7 nucleolar pre-rRNA processing protein. NCBI's taxonomy places the organism in Eukaryota, Metazoa, Chordata, Actinopteri, Cypriniformes, Cyprinidae. Gene Ontology annotation, molecular function: RNA binding. The record is from RefSeq and is a predicted model, not a curated record. The transcript is spliced from 3 exons. Bases 1 to 294 code for a protein of 97 amino acids.